AUGGGCGGAGAGAUGAGCUGGCAUGAGGCUGAAGUUGUGGAAUUUCCGGUUGGGGUAUCCAUGAGCGAUAUCAGCACUCGUGUCAGCAUCGUCAGGCAUCGGCGGCACCGGUUUGGGUUCGAUCUCCUUGUCCUCGGGGCCCGAGGCGCCGUAGAACCACUCGAUGAAGCAGUGGGUGUCGGGAACAGGGCGCUCCUUGAGGUCGAAAAGGCGCGGCUUGACCGUGCUCCAGAAGAGGUCGGGCCUCAGGAGCAUGAAGUCGCGAGCCCAGCGCGUGGUGGCGAAGCGCACCGUCUGGAGUGGGAUGCAGGGCUGGCCGCCUUCCUCGUCCAGCGGGACGCCCUUUGUGCUGAUGAGGAUUGCCGAGUUGGCGGCGUCGACCAUCUCGUAGACGGUGACGAGGUCCGCGACGUCGAGCCGGAAGCGGAACCAUUUGCGGAUGACCUCCUCCUCGCUGUCGCUGAGCAGCGAGGCCUGGUCGCCCGACACGGCGGUCCACCCGCCCUUUUCGCUUUCGAGGUGCCGCUCAUUGACGCGCCGCAUGGCGGACGUGGCCGGUAUCGGCGUGUCCAGGCGCGCGUCGAGCAGCUCGCACAGCUGCGACACGGGCGUGGCCGUCGGCUGGGGUAG
Messenger RNA from Pyricularia pennisetigena, 630 nucleotides. RefSeq lists its product as uncharacterized. Bases 1 to 630 code for a protein of 209 amino acids. Lineage: Eukaryota; Fungi; Ascomycota; Sordariomycetes; Magnaporthales; Pyriculariaceae. The transcript is spliced from 2 exons. The record is from RefSeq and is a predicted model, not a curated record.